AUGACUCUGAGGGACUCCAAAGACGUGAAAAUCAGCGAGGCAGGGAUACAGACAAGAACAGGGAGAAAGUGGUCAGCAGGCACUGCAGUUGGUGAAGCAGAGAGUAUGCUCGAGUUGAAGGAUAUCAUCGGGAAUACCUGCGUCGGAAGACAAGGAGUUGGCUUCUCUCAUUUCCAGCAGUGGGAGAAAGCAAAUACCCAAGAAAGACGGCAAAUGGUGCAGAAAGAAAUCAGAAGGAUUGAGGAGGAAAGGAGGAGAGGGAAAUCUGUAGAACUCAGCAAACAGGGUGCGUGGACCAGAUGGAAUCUCCCAGAGAGGAAGAUGACGUGGGCUGAAAUAUGGAGAAUGGAGCCCUUCCGGAUAUCAUUUCUGCUACGAUCCGUGUAUGACACGCUACCAUCUCCUGUUAACCUGCAUCAGUGGGGAUUGACGGAGGAUCCUUGCUGCAAGCUAUGCGGAGGAAGAGGAACAAUGGCUCAUAUCUUGUCUGGUUGCAAAGAAGCACUACGACAGGGUAGAUACCGAUGGAGGCACGACAACGUCUUGCGGGUCCUAGCGGAUAUCCUUGAAGUGGAGAGAAGGAAGAAAAGAACUGGUGUAAGAACAAACCAGGCUGGUAUCAAGUUUGUGAAACCAGGGGAGAAAGCCACAGUGAAGCCUCGAAGCACCUCAUCCAUCUUUGAACGGGCGUCAACAUGGGAGAUGAAGGUUGACCUUGACAGGAAGCUUGUGUUUCCAGGAAUAGUGGAAACAACACUGAGGCCUGACAUGGUAAUCUGGACAGAGCAAUCCAGACACCUCAUCGCCAUAGAGCUCACCGUACCAUGGGAGGAAGGCUGCGAGGAAGCUCACGAGAGGAAGAAAGCCAAGUAUGAUGAGCUGAUGGAAAAGUGCAGGAGCAGAGGAUGGACAGUAUGGCUCUUUCCAGUGGAGGUUGGCUGUAGAGGUUUCCCCGCACAGUCAGUGUGGAGGACACUACGGUCAAUAGGACUCACUGGGAGGGCAAGAGCUACCGCCAUCAGACGAUUGGGAGAAGCUGCAGAGAGAGCAUCGUGCUGGCUAUGGCACAAACGAGAUGAGCCGAUGUGGAAGCCGACAUAG
Mizuhopecten yessoensis (Yesso scallop) is the source of this 1101-nucleotide messenger RNA. RefSeq lists its product as uncharacterized. Lineage: Eukaryota; Metazoa; Mollusca; Bivalvia; Pectinida; Pectinidae. The record is from RefSeq and is a predicted model, not a curated record. The transcript has a single exon. The coding region runs from base 1 to 1101 and encodes 366 amino acids.